Formica exsecta is the source of this 844-nucleotide messenger RNA. RefSeq names its product c-Myc-binding protein. Bases 155 to 433 code for a protein of 92 amino acids. The transcript is spliced from 3 exons. Gene Ontology annotation, molecular function: transcription coactivator activity. NCBI's taxonomy places the organism in Eukaryota, Metazoa, Arthropoda, Insecta, Hymenoptera, Formicidae. Gene Ontology annotation, cellular component: nucleus. The record is from RefSeq and is a predicted model, not a curated record. Gene Ontology annotation, biological process: regulation of DNA-templated transcription.
UGGGACGACGUGAUAAGAGACAAGCGCUAUUUUGACUCGACUACGUUUUCGUUGGUCGAGAGAGAAGCCAAGGGAAGCUGUUCUCUCGACACAUACCGCGAAGAUCGUUUCUUUCAGAAAUUCGAGGGAGACGCCACCGAAAAAUUACAUCAAGAUGUCAGUUACAGCCAAACGAGAAGAGUUUCGCCUCUAUCUAGAGAGGUGUGGCGUCAUGGAUGCCCUCACAAAGAUCCUUGUAUCACUCUACGAGGAAACCGAAAAGCCACCUGAUGCUUUGGAUUAUAUACGUAAAAAUCUUGGAGGUAUUGUAGAUAAUACUUCGGAAAUUGACAACUUGAAGAAAGAAUUGGAAGAGUCCAAAGCCAAAAUUGCUGAACUAAAAUCAAAAUUGAUGAAAUACGAACAGACUAAAGACGAAGUAAUGGCAGAGUAACUAAGAUGCAAAAAAUAUAUGUUCAACCAGAGUUUGUGCUAGUCCCCUUUGGACACUGACUUUUCUAAAGUCAGUCUGACUACUAUAUGUGCCUUAUUAUUACUACAAAUAACACAUUUAAGAAAAUUAGAAUAUAAGCUAAAUUACUAAGUUUUGUGUAAACAUUCCAUUAUGCAUAUGUUCAUUUAGUCAUUCUUAUAUAAGAAAAUAGAAACUUAGUUCUUAAUUUUCACACACAUUGUUUCUUCUCUAAAAACAAAUUUAUCGUGUGAACGAUUGUUGAAGUUAUAUGCAUACUUAAUAUGUUGUUUAUACAGAAUAGAUCUCAAAGUACAAAUAAAUAUUUCUUUUAUGUUUAUUAUAGGGGACUUGUAUUUUUAAAUAUAUACAUACUGAUAGUUUUGACAAUUU